Messenger RNA from Chrysochloris asiatica (Cape golden mole), 1239 nucleotides. RefSeq names its product serine protease 52-like. NCBI's taxonomy places the organism in Eukaryota, Metazoa, Chordata, Mammalia, Afrosoricida, Chrysochloridae. The transcript has 8 exons. Gene Ontology annotation, molecular function: serine-type endopeptidase activity. The coding region runs from base 1 to 1239 and encodes 412 amino acids. The record is from RefSeq and is a predicted model, not a curated record. Gene Ontology annotation, biological process: proteolysis.
AUGCAAGUAGAGAAUGUGACUGUAGUCAUGGGAGCCAGAAAGCCAAAUGAUGUCAGCUUGGAGAGAAAGGGAGUGCAGAAGAUAGUUAUUCACAAAGACUAUAAACCACCCCACCUUGACAGUGAUCUCUCGCUGCUCCUUCUUGCCACACCAAUACAAUUCACUCACUUCAAAAUGCCUAUCUGCCUGCAAGAGAAGGAGUGGGCCUGGGACCGGUGUUGGAUGUUAGAGUGGGUAACAGCUCACGAAUAUGACAUAUACCUGCAAAAGCUGAGAGUGGUGCAGAUUAACCGGAGAGAAUGCAGCAAGAGGGUGGACCAGCUCUCCAGGAACAUGCUUUGUGCCUGGAAACAACCAGGCACCAAGGGAAAUUGCCAGGGAGACAGUGGGGCACCUAUGGUCUGUACUACACAUGGAACCAAGAGGCUCUUCCAAGUGGGUGUCUUCAGCUGGGGCAUAAGAUCUGGCUCCAAGGGAAGGCCUGUAACAUGUGGCCAAAAAUUAACACCCAAAUUUGUAAAGCCAGAACCUUCCCAAAUUCUUGGUGGGGAAUUUGCAGACAUUGCCGAUUUUCCAUGGCAGGUGGGUAUUUUUAAUAAAGGGAAGCAUCGCUGUGGAGGAUCUAUACUCAAUCAAUGGUGGAUUCUAACUGCAUCCCAUUGCUUCAUAAACAUAAAUGUGUCUGAUUUGGAGAUCACCUAUGGUGAAGACGACUUAAGUAUCAAGAACUUGAUGAAGCACCAAGUAGCCAAGCUAAUUACGCACCCUGACUUUGACCACUUUAUCUUGGAUAAUGACAUAGCUUUGAUUUUGCUAAAAUUCCCAAUGGACUUUAGUGUCAAGAAAGCACCCAUCUGCCUUUCAGAGGUCAACAAAAUAGAGAAAUGGAAAAACUGCUGGGUGACCGGAUGGGGUAUAAUCGAUCCUAUUCAACAUGUGCUUCCGGCUCUGCAGAAAGUCAACCUCCAGUUGGUCCAAUGGAAAAUGUGUUCCCAAGUUGUUCCCUUACUCACCCAGAAUAUGCUAUGUGCUGGGUACCCUGAAGGUGGAAAGGAUGCCUGCCAGGGUGACAGUGGAGGGCCUCUGGUUUGCCAGAAAAUGGAGAACCAAAGCUUGUGGUACCAGGUGGGCAUUGUCAGCUGGGGAAUGGGCUGUGGCCUGAAGAACAAGCCUGGAGUAUACACGAAGAGGGUCAGCUCAGUGGAUCUGCUUACUCCGCCUCCUUGCACAGGCUCCUGA